GCCCCUAGGCCUGGGCCGGGCGACGAGGACCCUGAGAUCAUCGGCUCGGACGGCCCCCGAGAGUCUGUUCGGUUCGCCGGCCUCGACCUCGGCCAGGCUCCGCUCCUCCGGCUCGCGAGGGGCCUCGGCGGUUGUGGCGGCGGCGCCCGGCAUGUAUCAGAGCCCGCGGCGGCUCUGCUCCGCCCUGCUGCAGAGAGACGCGUCCGGCCUGCGCCGCCUGCCCACCCCGGGGCUGCGCCGCCAGUCGCCUCCGCCGGCGGCCGCCCCCCGGCCCGCUCCCCGGCUCCUGGCGGCGGCCUCAGCGGCCUCGGGCGCCGCGAGGUCGUGUUCCCGAACAGUGUGUCCCAUGGGAAACGGUACGAGCAGGCUCUACAGCGCUCUCGCCAAGACCCUGAGCAGCAGCGCCGCCUCCCAGCACCCGGAAUAUUUGGUGUCACCUGACGCAGAGCAUCUGGAGCCCAUUGAUCCUAAAGAACUCCUUGAGGAAUGCAGGGCUGUCCUGCACACUCGACCUCCCCGGUUCCAGAGGGAUUUCGUGGAUCUGAGGACAGAUUGCCCCAGUAGCCACCCACCUAUUCGGGUCAUGCAAUGGAACAUCCUCGCCCAAGCUCUUGGAGAAGGAAAAGACAACUUUGUACAAUGCCCUGUGGAAGCACUCAAGUGGGAAGAAAGGAAAUGUCUCAUCCUAGAAGAAAUCCUAGCCUACCACCCCGAUAUAUUGUGCCUCCAAGAGGUGGACCACUAUUUUGACACCUUCCAACCACUCCUCGGUAGAUUGGGCUAUCAAGGCACGUUUUUCCCCAAGCCCUGGUCCCCUUGUCUAGAUGUGGAACACAACAACGGACCAGAUGGCUGCGCCUUGUUUUUCCUCCAGAACCGAUUCAAGCUAGUCAACAGUGCCAAUAUCCGGCUGACGGCCAUGACACUGAAAACCAAUCAGGUGGCCAUCGCACAAACUCUGGAGUGCAAGGAGUCCAGUCGACAGUUCUGUAUUGCUGUCACCCACUUAAAAGCACGGCCUGGCUGGGAACGAUUUCGCUCGGCUCAAGGCUGUGACCUCCUCCAGAACUUGCAGAACAUCACCCACGGAGCCAAGGUCCCCCUUAUUGUUUGUGGGGACUUCAAUGCCGAGCCGACAGAGGAGGUGUACAAGCACUUCGCUUCCUCCAGCCUCAACCUGAGCAGCGCGUACAAGCUGCUGAGCGCUGACGGGCAGUCCGAGCCCCCGUACACCACCUGGAAGAUCCGGACCUCGGGGGAGUGCCGCCAUACGCUGGAUUACAUCUGGUACUCUCAGCAUGCUCUGCGUGUGAGGUCGGCUCUCGAUUUGCUCACUGAGGAGCAGAUCGGACCCAACCGGCUACCAUCUUUCAAUUAUCCUUCAGACCACCUGUCUCUAGUGUGUGACUUCAGCUUCAAUGAGGAGGAACCUGACGGACUUUUAUAAAUGCUUGUCUGUCUUUUUAAUCACAAGAGUCUUAACCAGGGAUGUUUCAGGAAACUGAAAUAGGAUAAGAAGUUGCUUGAGGAAGGAUUCCCAGUUUCUCUGACAUCAUUUUCCAUGUUUCCAGCAUGCCCUUGGGAAGGAAUCCCAUUAGUCCACAAACCUUUUCUAUUAAAACCUACAGCAAAAAAGGUGUUUGCACUCCAGUUUUGGCUUGUAUUAUUUUCUUUCCCUUAGCAUUACAUUUUGAUCAUUUAAGGGCAUUAAAAUUUAGGCUUGUUUUGUAGGUUUUUCAGUUUAAGAAUGCUAUGUAAAAAUAGACUUGCUUGAGUCCUCCAUAAUUAACAAUAAGUAUUCAGGAGCAAUUUUUCUAGGUAGCAUUUCAAGUUAUUUAUUUGUGGGUUUUUAAAAUGUCAGCAAGAUACGCCUGGCAAUAUUUAUUUUUUUAUAUUUUCAUGUAAGAUUAAAUAAAUAAAUUAGAGCAUUGUGAAUGUUUUAAAACCAUGCAAAACAUAAGUUAUAGAGUAAUUUAUAGUGAUUUUCUUAAAUCUCUAAGAUCUUUCUUUUUGGGGUCUAACAAUAGUAGUGUACGAAGGGACUAUUUAGCCUGACGGGCUUUUUUGUUUAUUUAAGUGGAAUCCGUGAUACUUUUCUCAGAAGUAAUCCUUGCUAUGGCUCCAUAUUCCCAUUAUUGUGUUUCUCUUAAAAGAGAUUCCAUUGCCAAUCAGUCUUCAUUAUUGAAUCACUGUUACGCACUUAUUGUUUUCCGUUGGAAUGCUAUGGUAUACAUUUGAGGUCACUUGAUGUCUAUUUGUAUUGGACUGUGCUUUUCACGCUAGGUUAUUUAGGAACUGUUAUGUGGCAGUAGCUAAGGAAGUAAGUGGGGCCUUCUUUUCAGAGAUGGGAAACUAGAAAGCCUGUUAACGAGGCUGUCCGUGAACUCUCCUAUGAUAGCCAGGUGGCUCCUUCAAAAUGUCUAGAAAGAAGAAUGUAAAAAGUUAGGAAGAUAACCUGGAAUUCUCUUCCAUAAGAAAUAAAAGUGGUACAAGAUAACAGAUGAAGCUCCUUUCAAGCAAAAUCCCAACAAAUAACCUAUUGGUAAUAAAUUGAUAAAUAUUUUAACCCAUGAGUUGUAAAUAUUUAAGAAUAAUAAAAGGUCUUUUAAAGCUA
Molecule: messenger RNA, 2614 nt
Organism: Ailuropoda melanoleuca (giant panda)
Lineage: Eukaryota; Metazoa; Chordata; Mammalia; Carnivora; Ursidae
Gene: NOCT
Product: nocturnin
Biological process (GO): circadian rhythm
Molecular function (GO): poly(A)-specific ribonuclease activity
Source: RefSeq, a predicted model, not a curated record